Messenger RNA from Saccostrea cuccullata (small rock oyster), 782 nucleotides. RefSeq names its product lipopolysaccharide-induced tumor necrosis factor-alpha factor homolog. Gene Ontology annotation, molecular function: zinc ion binding. NCBI's taxonomy places the organism in Eukaryota, Metazoa, Mollusca, Bivalvia, Ostreida, Ostreidae. The coding region runs from base 188 to 475 and encodes 95 amino acids. The transcript has 3 exons. The record is from RefSeq and is a predicted model, not a curated record.
AAUCCUCUGCAAACUUACAACCACAAAAACAUUUUAUGAGGUCAGAGAACUAUUUGCGGAAGGAGUCAUGUGAGCUAUUUACUCUGUGUUUUGCAAUACAAUUUCUACUCUGAGAUUACAUCCUGUCUUGUGUUAAGUUAACUUGAUUUAAGUUUGCUGUCUUUCACAGAUUCAAAACUUCCUAACAAUGGCAACGUAUCCAGCUACAACCGUUGUUAUGCAUCAUCACCAACCUAACAUACACAUGUUCAGGGAGCUUCCUGUACGCAUGCGCUGUCAGUACUGCAGCGCAGAGAUUACCACCAGCACAACAUACGAAACGGGAACACUGACAUGGGUCAUUGCUGGUAUUUUGUUGCUUUUUGGGCUUUGGCUGGGCUGUUGUUUGAUCCCGUUCUGCGUUGACGGAUGUAAAGACGUCGUCCACAGGUGUCCGAGUUGUCAACAGGUGGUUGGCAAAUUCAACAGGAUGUAGCGCAUGUCUACAGAAAGUCAAAAGUGCCAUAGAUUAUUCUAAAGGAACAGAGAGAUUAAUUUUAUCGAAGGUCAAAAAAGUGUGCCAUACAUAUUAUACACAGUAUACACAUUAUUUUUUUUUACCAGAGUGCAGAAUCUGUGUGUUGCAUACUUUCUACUUUUCUUCUUAGGAUUAGCUGUGAUAAUUUUCAUUAUAUUGUGAUAUUUUACUAUUGUUCAAUUACAAAAAAGUUUUAUGUGUUAAUAUAUUUUUCAUGUUUUAUAUUUGAUUUUAUUUAUAUUUUCUUUAAAAACUGACAACAUUG